AUGGCUAAAGCAAAGGUGCCAGCCGGGACAGCCGAAGCAAUUUACGCCCAGUUUCCCGGUCAUUCUAUUCUCUUGCCAUCCAAACUUCCACCACGGCCAUCCCUUUUCACCGAGAUCAAGUUCGGCGAGCCCCUAACCGAAGACAACGCCUUUCUGGCCCGUAGAUUCUGGGCAGAGCCUGAUAAUCAUCUGAGGGCUGCCUGGCAGAAUCACCGGAACCGACCUUAUGAACGUGCAGCCGACGAGCAGCGCGAUGCAGACCUGCAUGUGUUAGCUCACAAUGUCUACGAGCACCUGAUGAGCCAUCCAUUUAUUCCUGUAUCGCGCGAGGAUGCACAAGCCAAUUAUGCCAAGGAGGGCCUGGAUCAGGUCUACAACGGUAUACAGGGCUUGGAUUCGAUGCGGGAAAACGUCUUUGUGAAUGGCCGCAACGUCCAAGACGAGACGCAAUGGACGGUUGCAUUGCUGAGAAACGAACUGGAAGUAAGAGGUCUUACUACGACUGGAAAAAAGCAAGAUCUCCAAGAACGUCUCUGGCGGUAUGAAGUUGAUGAGCUUGUCGGGGUUGUGAGACAAAGCGACCUGUCCCGAUGGGGCAUCUCUCGUACAGCGCCGAUACUCUCACCCGCGACGAAUACCCAGUUGACGGCUCUUGACAUGUAUACCUCGGCCAUUUAUCUGAAUCCGUACAACCCCACCUACUGGACAAGCCGUGCGUACUGUUAUUAUCAACAAGGCUUUUUCGACUUAGCCAUUGGAGACGCCUAUCGCUCUGACCUCCUCUGCGAAGUUUUGACAACGGCCACUCAACGAAACAAGCGGCCCGGCUUUUAUACCAGGGUCUGGGAUGCUAUCCAAAUGCACAUGAUGGCAGGAUGCAGAAUUCAAAGGGUCGCGACUACACCAGAGGUGACUCGAAUGAGAAAGGCCAACGGCAUCAACUACUUCAUUCCAACGGUACUCAAUGCCAACACUAACAUCAUCAGUCUGUGUCUGGCAGCAAUGAACUGUUGGGAUGAUUUUGAACUUCUUUUGGAGCAACACGAGAGAAGGAACCUGCAAUUCCGCGAUAUGGAGAUUCCGAAGAAACGGAGUCAGGCGGUAGAGAUUGUCUUAACAACAAUGAAGCAUCGAAAAAUCAACCCCUCAGCGACUCACCCAACCCUUUAUGGGCAUGAAUGGAUGCAAGGAUGCAUUUCAGGUGCAGUGCGAUAUCCGUAUCAACAAACAGACGUGAACCGCCAAGCCGGUCGAUUCGUCGACUUGGUGAAUGCAAACGUUUUUACCUCGAGUACAGAUGCAAAAAUGCCUGCCCAUUUGUGCGAGGUGAGACCAGUUUUUGCAAAGGAUGGAAGCCCCAAUGGCUUGGGGGUCUUUGCUAGGGCGGCUAUCCCCGCAGGCACUCUGUUCCAUUACGAAGAGCCUGUCAUCCGUGGACAUCUCCACCCCAACAUACUGGAUGGAGAUAUGACAAAUCUGCCCUCCAACGACCCACGAUGUGAGAAUUGUAAAGCGCCGAUAGCUCGAGCCAAUGUUAAACAUAUCCAGGAUAAUUGGGGUUACAUACGAGGCCUUGUGCCGAAUCCAAACGGAGCAAACCAUCCUUUAAACUGCUGGUGUUUAAGCAUGGUACACGCAGAAACUACGGGCAUACGCAACGACAUGCUUGCACCGCUGUUCUGUCAUGAUAAUCACACAAAGCUACCUGGCACCUCUCGACGAUGCAAGGAGAUUGCUACUGAAUUAUAUGCGUUCGAAGAGUUCAAAGACAUUGAAUGGGGCUGGCUACAAGACAGCAUGCGAGCCAACAUCAAAUAUUGGGGAGGCAAGGACUAUUACACCGCACACCAUGAAGAGCAGGGAACAUUUCUGGGUCUACUGUUCAAGAGCGUGAUGGAACUCACGCUUCAUCGCCGUCAAGCUGAUCCCAACCUUAUGCCCCAUGAGAUCAAUGAGUUACUCAUUCUCCAAAGCGGAACCGAUGCCGGCGAGCCCUGGCAUGGAAGCUGGUUCCCAUUUACCAUGUCUGGCAAUAUCCGCGUGCCCUUUGAUAUCCUCCAAGCCCUUGGAGUGGACAUUUUCCGAGAUUUCUCAUUCGACACUUGGACCCUUCAGCUCGUGCUGCGGAAACUACUGAUCAACGCUGUACCUUGGAAUCCAGAUCGGCGAGGCAACAAGAAUACGUUCACAGAACACGAUGGUAUAAAAGAACUGCCAAGCCAACAAAGACAAGAUGAGACGAGAACUCUGGUUCACGCUUUCGAUUUCACCAAGCCAUCUAUCACAGAUCUCUACCUCUUCCCCGGACUAAGCAUGUUCAACCAUGCCUGUCGUAAAAGCGAGAAUGCAAGCUGGGGGUAUGACACCACGGUGCAAAACCGCGUCGUUGUCUUCGCAACUCAGGACAUCGCGGCCAACACAGAGAUUCGCAUCCCGUACCAGCAUAGAUAUUUCCCUGCUAUGUACCCAGGCCAAGCCCCGCACCACGCUAUGCGGCUGCUUGGAAAGGGUUGCAACUGCGACCAGUGCACAGCGACUGGUCCUGGCAGCAAGGCCGAUGCGGGCCGCCGGAGGGUUGCCGAGCGUAAGGCUGCCGACCAGGCAAAAGCGCGGGCAGAUUGGGCUGCAGCUAAACAUGGACAAGCUGGUGGAUCUGGUGCUGGUAGUGCUGGUGGUGUUGGCGGUGAUGCAGCGGCUGAUGCAGCGGCUGAUGCACCAGGUUACGGAGAUGAUGACGGUGAUGAUACGGGCGAUUAUAACCCAUCCAAAGACCCGACUUUUCGUCCGAAGGCCGCUCAGUAUAUUGCCCGUAACAAACCUUUGCAAAGCAGACGCGAUCGUAUGGCCAAAGGGGGCAGGAAUGAGAAACUUACAGAGUUGGUGGCUUCGAUUAAUGCGAAUCACCCUGAGUUUCAAAUUAAGCAAAAUUAUAACGAACCAGAAGAAGUGCCAUGGACUACGCGGGCAGCCAGAACUGUUGGUGAUGGUAGCAAUGAAGGUAACGAUGGUGGUGACGGUGACAUCGUUCUAAAGGAUGCUAGUUAG
Penicillium soppii is the source of this 3045-nucleotide messenger RNA. RefSeq lists its product as uncharacterized. Bases 1 to 3045 code for a protein of 1014 amino acids. Gene Ontology annotation, molecular function: protein binding. The record is from RefSeq and is a predicted model, not a curated record. Lineage: Eukaryota; Fungi; Ascomycota; Eurotiomycetes; Eurotiales; Aspergillaceae. The transcript has a single exon.